Messenger RNA from Peronospora matthiolae, 207 nucleotides. The record is from the annotation of a GenBank genome assembly. Lineage: Eukaryota; Oomycota; Peronosporomycetes; Peronosporales; Peronosporaceae.
AUGGUGGGCAUCGACAAGGGUCUGAAGAGCAGCUAUCUCAUCCCGAGACCGAUCAACAUUCCCACGAGCUACCCUUUAGCUCGUCACGAAGAGAUGUCAGAGCUCUCUCGUUCUCAAGCUGAGCAAAGGCAAACUCAGCUCGAUGCUUCAAGACAGUGUCCGCCAUUUGGAGACGCCUGUCCGCUCAUGUUCGAGAUCGUUGCGUAA